Molecule: messenger RNA, 1002 nt
Organism: Caenorhabditis briggsae
Lineage: Eukaryota; Metazoa; Nematoda; Chromadorea; Rhabditida; Rhabditidae
Exons: 9
Coding region: 1-1002 (333 amino acids)
Cellular component (GO): cilium
Source: RefSeq, a predicted model, not a curated record
AUGCCGCUCCCGUUUUCUGUAAUUUCAACAACAUCCGAAGAUGUUCUAGAGGGAAACGAUUCUGAUGAAGAACACGAGACAUUUGACAUUAACUGGAUAUCAGCGAAAAACUACUCAUUUCCUCAGUCAAUGGUUUUAGAACUUGAGGAAGAAUCUCUAGUAAGUAGUGUAAAAAUUACAGUUCACAAAGACUAUCCUCCAUCAUCACUGACAGUUUCUUUGGGAAUUCCAUCUAAUCACUUUCGUAAUUCUCGAGGAAAAUCUUAUAAUGCAGAUUAUUCCGUUCGUCAGGAGCUCUCAUUCAGAGACGAUUUUCAUGUGGAAUAUGGUCAGAGGCAUCCGAAAGCAACGGUUUUUCUCAAUUCACCAGCAAAAUUUGUGAGCGAUCCCUUCUACUUUUUCAGAAUAUCUAUCCACGGUUUUUCGGAUUCUGACGUCAAUCACCACCGUCAAGUGUCAAUUCUCUCUGUUGUUAUUUGUGGAGCAGGUGAAAUACUGCCAUUCGACAGAAAUUUCAAGGACGAACCAAAGCAGAAAGCGAUGAGUUACGUAGAACUCGAUAGAGGAAUUCUGUUGCCAUUGAAGGCAAAACCGAAAAUGCGAGAACCCAAGACAAUCGUUGGACUUUAUGAUACAGAUUCUGAAGAUGAGGAGAUUUUAUUUUCGAAAGAAAUGCUGAACAGAUUACGGAAGAAAGAAGCUGUUAUGAAGAAUCCACAAUUACCGUCAACAUCUGCAAUUACCGAGGCAAUUACAGUCGACACAAAUAGUGAAAAGUCAGCACCGGUGUACUUUGGAUCGAGAAUGUCAGAAUUCAACAACAUGUUGAGGCUUCUUGAAAGAAAAAGGGAGGAAUCGAUUUGGGAAGAAAAAUACGCUCAAGCUUCUGCAAUGGAUGAAAGUGUCAAAGAUCUAAAAGCAAGAGAGGCGGGACUCCGAGAGCUAAUAAUAGAAAGAGAGGAUGCAUUGAAGGGGAAGGAUCUGAUAGCAGCUCAACGGUAA